This is a messenger RNA of Penicillium verhagenii, 783 nucleotides long. RefSeq lists its product as uncharacterized. The transcript has a single exon. Bases 1 to 783 code for a protein of 260 amino acids. The record is from RefSeq and is a predicted model, not a curated record. NCBI's taxonomy places the organism in Eukaryota, Fungi, Ascomycota, Eurotiomycetes, Eurotiales, Aspergillaceae.
AUGUCUCAUAAUCAGCACAACCCAGAUUCAAAGUACGGUAAGUGGCAAGACCGAGGUAAGGAAAUGCAGGAAUGCAUCAGUGGCGCUAGCAAAACAUUGCUAAAUUCUACUACUGAACUGAAGACCAACUAUCAGGACCUUAUUGAUAAUGGGUGGAAAAUUGAACAAGGAGAACAAGACGUACCAGUGAAAUUCCAAGGUAACGUUGUGCCCCGUGAUCUGUCAUACCAGAAAGCUCAAACAUGCCAGAGCCUGAACAUAAGCAAACGUGGAAAGGUAAAAGGCCAAAUAAUGACCGCUUGCCAGUGGAUCGGUUGUAUUGCACCAGGAGUUAUUUUUAUCGAGAUUAUUGAACGAAAGCCAAAGGGAACAGGACAAGAUAUCCCGCAGAUCUCUGACCUCACAAGAAUCGCCUAUGAACACAAAUGGUCCCUUCCAAGUCUUGAACAUGUCUGUGUCUGCUCUAUUGAGGAAGAGUCGACCAAAAAGCUUUGCCGCGAUCAGAUUUACAAGGGAAAUGGGCUAACCUGGAUUGAAUAUGAGGAUGAAACUGCUGAGUCGACGUCCCACACAUGGGAAUAUGGCACUCCGGAAUACCAGGCUUUGUUAGGGACUCGCAUUGGAAGAAUUGUGGGAUUUCUGGUCUUGAAUGGAUUUGAACGCGGGACACGAAGAAUCGCUCGGAUCGUGACAUUUCAUGCAAAAGAGAAUGACUAUGACUCGGGGCUCUCACUUUUUAUUGGAUUUGAUAUCGAGCCAACUACUAACGCCAUUGCAGACUAA